AAAAUACUCUUCCUCCUGCCAGAGAUUGUCCACAAGCGAUGGAUGUUCCAUAGCAUUGGGCGUGUCAUCAAGAAACUGCUGCAUCCAGGAAAUAGUCUUCAGCUUCGUCGUCAUGGUGUCAGAUUCUUUCUCAUCUGGUACCAGUGUCUGCAAGACAACGCAAGUGAGGAAUGUCACCAGAUCUUUUACAACCUAGUGCCAGGCCUCAGCCACAAGGGUCACGACUUGUUGACAUUGAUGACCGACAACAUUACAUCGGCUGACAACAUCGGAGGAAUUAUUGCAGCGGGAGAGAUCACGGCCAUUCUUCCUGGACAAGCAGAGAAGUUGCCAGAAAAUCUGACCAAGUAUUUUCUAGACAGUUUGCUAAACUACAUGGUGUCUGAGGUGAUCAAAGUUGAGUGGACGAACAAAGGAAUGAGAGAGCAGAGUUUUGAAUUUUUGUUUAAUAAGUUCAAGGUGAAGUACCUGCACUGGCUGCUGCCUGACUUUGUCUGUCGAGACAUUUUUGAUCCUGUGCAAG
Messenger RNA from Candidula unifasciata, 523 nucleotides. The record is from the annotation of a GenBank genome assembly. NCBI's taxonomy places the organism in Eukaryota, Metazoa, Mollusca, Gastropoda, Stylommatophora, Geomitridae.